AUGCCUACCUACAUUGUUACCCUGAAGGACACUGCUUCCCCCGAGGAAGUGGCCGCUGCGAAGAAGCACGCUCAGGACCAGGGCGGCAAGAUCGGCCACGAAUACAGUCUCAUCAAGGCUUUCUCUGUCACGUUCCCCAAUGAUGCUAUCACCACACUCGAGUCCAACGAGCAUGUUAAGGCUGUCGAGCUGGACCAGGAGGUGAGGACGCAAUAG
Messenger RNA from Daldinia caldariorum, 216 nucleotides. RefSeq names its product protease propeptide/inhibitor. Gene Ontology annotation, molecular function: endopeptidase inhibitor activity. Gene Ontology annotation, biological process: vacuole fusion, non-autophagic. The transcript is spliced from 3 exons. NCBI's taxonomy places the organism in Eukaryota, Fungi, Ascomycota, Sordariomycetes, Xylariales, Hypoxylaceae. The record is from RefSeq and is a predicted model, not a curated record. Bases 1 to 216 code for a protein of 71 amino acids.